This is a messenger RNA of Colius striatus (speckled mousebird), 3820 nucleotides long. RefSeq names its product coiled-coil domain containing 73 (gene CCDC73). The record is from RefSeq and is a predicted model, not a curated record. The transcript has 20 exons. Lineage: Eukaryota; Metazoa; Chordata; Aves; Coliiformes; Coliidae. Bases 1 to 3606 code for a protein of 1201 amino acids.
AUGCGGAGAUGCGCGGCCACCACCCGAGGGCACCGACGGUAUCGAGGGAAUAGCCACUCCGCGGCCCUGCCGAGAGCUCUCCCGGCAGCUGCCCGUGCUCCCACCGAGCCCGCGGCCGCUCGUAACCGAGUUAGACUGCUGCCCCUCGCCCCGGGACCGACCCCUGCUGUCGGAGCUGAGUCCAACCGGGCAGGUUCCAGGGAGACGCUGAGGGGUCAGUUGGCAGCGCCGAGCCGGCCGGAGAGAAAGCUGAGGCAGCGGUGGCGUUGGGGCUCUCACGUGGUGCUGGCCUGGGCUUUGGUUCCAGAAACCUGUCUCCUCAGCUCACCCCCAGGAUCUGAGGACAAGAAGCAAGUUCAAAGGAUGGAUGAAGACUUUAAAACACCGGCACUUGACUCAACUCUUCAAAGUCCAUCAGAGACAUUACUUUCCAUUCGACUGUUAGACUUUAAAACAAGUUUAUUGGAGGCAAUAGAAGAAUUGCGUAUAAGAAGGGAAACAGAGAUUAAUUAUGAAGAUCAAAUAAGUAAAAUUGUUGUGGAGAAACAGGAACUUGAAUGGCAGAAGGAAACUCUACAGCAUCAGAUGGAUACAUUGAACCAACAAAACAAAGAAGCUUUGUCAGCUUUUAAAAAACAGUUACAGGCAAAGAUAUUUGCCAUAGAAGAAGAAAAGGGAAGAUAUCAGCUUGCUGUAGAAACAAAGGGAAAAGAAAUUGAUGGGCUGAAAGAAACAUUAAAAGCAUUACAGGUUUCAAAAUACACUUUACAGAAGAAAUUGAAUGAAAUGGAUCAAAAAUUACAGAUGCACUUAACAGCAAAAGAGGAGCAUCACAAGAAGCUGAAUGAAGUUGAGAAGUGUUAUGCUACUAUUGCAUGUCAGUUUGGAAUCAUAAAAGGUGUUCAUGGGAAACUAGAGCACAGUGUACAGGAAGCAAUACAGCUCAAUAAGAAACUAACAUCAGUGAAUAAAAGACAAGAGACCAAAAUAAGUAAUCUGAAGGAAGAACUGAAGAAAGUAACAGCAGACUUGAUAAGGUCCAAGGUCACAUCUCAGUACAGGGUGGGAGAAGAAAACAUCAAUCUUGUAGCAAAGGAAAAACAGUUUCAAGAACUGCAACAAAAAAUCAGAAUGGAGAUGGCCAGUAGUAAAAAACUUCAAGAAGAAAACCUUCACAUGAAAGAAGAAAAGCUGGAAAUUCUCAGUUCUCUACAAUGUGUACAGGAGCUUCUUCAGCGAAUAACCCAAGCAAACGUUAGAAUGGAAAGUGAAUUAAAUGCACUGAAAGAAGAAUAUCAGACCCUUGAAAGAGAUAAUGAGCUGCAAAGGGAGAAGGCAAAGGAAAAUGAAGAAAAGUUCCUUAAUCUUCAGAAUGAGCAUGAGAAAGCACUAAGAACUUGGAAAAAAGAUGAGGAAAACAUGAGAAGAGAAAUAGAUACUAUUAAAAAUGAGCUGAAUUCCCUUAAAGGAGUCCACAGACAUCUUGGAGAUGAUCAUCCUCCUCAGGGAAAUCAUCAUUCCGAACAAGGAGAAAAUCUGCAGAUGCAUUCAGCAGUUCAGCUCAUACCAAUGAAUUUGAGUAGCCAAGAAUGUUCAAAAGACAGUGAAAUUCAAGCUAUUCAGAAAGAAAGUGAGUGUAUGCAAUCUAUAAUAAGAAAAGAAAAUAAUUUUGGACGUGAAGAAGAAACUGAAGUAAAAACCACAACGGACUACUCUUUAAGCACUGAGGAAUUGCAGAUAGAACAAAAUUUACAAGUUCAUGAAAACAGUUUUAAGGAUGAAAUUCAUCUUGCUAGCCCUUAUGAAGAAAAACAAAGGGAGGAUUCUCCCAGAAGUACCCUCUGCACAGAUACUGAUUUAAUUACUGAAGGACAGACCACAGAAACACAUGUCACUGAGUGUAAAGAAGCAGAAAAUCUAGGAGCAACACCUAGAAUGUUACUGGAUGAAAACAACGCAAAUUUGGAACAAGAGGCACAGGGCAGCACUGAGCCAUUGGCAGCAUGCCACACAGAAACAAGAAAGGUCUCUUCAGACAGUACUGGCACUGUAGGUGCCUACAAGAAAAAUGGAAGCCAGGAGACCGACUCUAGCAAGCAGGAAUUUUGUGAUACUAUAGCUGAAUCAGUUUGUAUUGAGGCAGAAAAACAAUCAAAUGCCAUCCAACACAACAGAGGUGUUCUUACACCUGAAGCAGCCAAACCCAAGCCUGAGGCAGUUCUUUGCACUGAGAAGAAUGCUGCAUGUGACAGAUGUACAGAUAGUAAUCAAACUAAGGAAUUAAGUUUUGGCAUCUUACCUUAUGUUAAAGAACAUUCUCAAACAGAAUACCAAAAAUGUAGCUUGCUGGACAAUGACAGUUAUGGAGGCAAUGGUUUACAGAGAGAUAAACUUCCUUUUAAACAGACACAGAUAGAUGCUGAAGACAGAAAUCAAAAUGAUAAUGCCAAAAACAUAACCAGAAAUGUUGCACUGAGAAGUACUGGUGUUCCAGCAACUGAUGCACAACAUCUACCAAAUGAUUAUUUUGAUAAUGUAAGCAGUGAUGAUGCCACAAAAGAUCACAAUGAUAGUAUGUCUGUCCUAGGUACUUUCAAUUUAUGCCCCCCCAAAAUAGAAAGAAGAAUAAAUGUGAAUAUGUGCAGCAAGCAAGUUGAGCAAGACAGUACUGAACAAACAGGGAAUGCUACACAUACAUGUACUUUGAAUACUAAAGCUGUAUCACCAGUAAAGUCUGAUGGUCUUGAAAUAAUUGCUCAUAAAAAAAGCCCAACAGGUAGGAUUAGUACAGAUAAACUAAGUCCAUGUAAAAAAGUUAACAAUGAUAUUCAGAUACACUCCAUCAAAAAUGGACAUCCCAUGGAGAUUAAUAAUUCAACAAAUAACACAUUGUUGAAAGAGAAAAAAGACUCGCUGAAUAGUACAGUUCCAGGAAGGAAGUUUACUGAGGGUCACCUGAAAGAAUCAUGCUCUUUACCCAUGAGAACAUCUGGAAAUUUAGUAAACACAAGUGGAAGGUCAUCCUUUGAUCUUUCAACCUCAGAUAAAAAAGCUGAGAAAACUCCAGUAUACCUAAAUUUUUUAGACUUCAGUUCUUGUUUAAGAGUACAUAAAAUGAGAAGUCAAGCUAUGUGUACUUCAGCUUCUAAGGAACCUCUUCUUUUGAAAGAAAAACCACCAUGCUUACUGGAAAACAAAAUGGUUACUUCAAAAACGCAGUGCCAAAAUCUCAAUAAGAACGUUGAUGGAAGAGAAAUAGCACUAGGUUCCACCAGUUUUAACAGAGUUGCCAACACUUUGAAUACCUCUAGCAUCCACGGAGACCCCCAGGGAGACUCUAGUGAAGAAUGGAAUGCUACAGCAAAGACUUUUUAUGAUUCUUCUUUUCCCACAGAACAUGUGAAAGAAGGAGUUACUACUUUACAGCACAAGCAGAAAUCUUCUCACAUGACUGUAACUCCCACACAAAGUGCAAGUGCCCUCAGAGAUGAGGAAAGUUGUUCUGUUCAUAACUCUACUAUACAAAACCAAGAAGAAAUUGAGAAUUUCCUGAAUUUGGAAAGACUUCAUUCAGCAAGAAAAAGAAAAUACGAAGAAAGCCAGUGAAGAUCAGUGGCAGGAGAUGAAAAGCAUGUCUUUUAGGCACUUUUAGAUCAGUCACUUACAAAAACAGAUUUGUAAGAUAUUCCUAUAGAAUAUGGUACAUAUACACCGUGCUUUCAUAUUUAAUAUGUUGUAUAGACCGUCUUCUAUGUUCAAAAAUAGAUUAAAUCCCUACUAAUAACAUUAGUUGUUAUGGGUUUUGUCCUAAGUUAAAAAG